This is a messenger RNA of Triticum aestivum (bread wheat), 779 nucleotides long. RefSeq names its product B3 domain-containing protein Os03g0620400-like. The record is from RefSeq and is a predicted model, not a curated record. Gene Ontology annotation, molecular function: DNA binding. The coding region runs from base 24 to 623 and encodes 199 amino acids. Lineage: Eukaryota; Viridiplantae; Streptophyta; Magnoliopsida; Poales; Poaceae. The transcript is spliced from 2 exons.
UCAGGUUAUAAUAUUGUAGUCACAUGUGCAAUUUUUUAUUUGCCAUAAUUUCAUAUGAUUUUUGGUUAUUGUAUCCUCACCAUAAGAAAGUAGGGAUAUUUUUUGUAGAAUAUGGAGCUCCCAAUCUGAAUGAAGUUGUUUCAGAACCUCCUAGGUCCAACAAUUUCUUGGGACCUUCACGGCGUCGUCGCUACAUUUUAGCCCAACGGAAAGGUCUAAAGGGGCAAGCGAGAAAGAAAGUGGAAGAGAAAGUCCAGGCAAUUUGUUCUGAAUUUCCUGUGUUUGUGAAAGUGAUGAACAAAUCCAGUGUUACUUUCAAAGCAGUACGCGAAAUACACUCUCUGAACUUCUGUGUAGGGUAUGCUUCUGAAUGCCUCCCGGCUGAGCAAAAAUGCCUCCUCCUUCUGCUGGAAGGCGACGAGAGGGAGUGGACUGGUAAGUUGGACAUCUCGAUGAAGGGCUCGAGGAAGGGAAGGAGGUGGAUCCAUGGAGCCUGGAGGAACUUCCUCUCGCAAGUUGGGCUGGAGGAGGGAGACAUCUGCCUCUUCGAGCUGGUAGACAAGAGUGCAGGUUGGAUCACGAUGAAAGUCCACCUGAUCCGCAGGUCGGGGAUGCAGCCAUAGCUCUCGAUCCUGCACCAGUUUCCUUACCUAUCUAUUGUAUCUAAUGUGGCUGUAAAAUCUCUGAUUAAACAUGUUAUGAGAGAGCUUAGCUAACUGAUGAGCAACUUGACCUGUAGAACUUGUUAAACAACUCUUCUGGCAUCUAAUUUGGGAAGU